GCAAAAGCGUCGAUAUCCGCACCUCUCCACUCACUAGUUACGUAACCCAUAUGUGAAACUGCACUCGUGCACCAGUUGAAAAAUCUCCAGAAAAAUGGAUAUCGGGGACAGCGCGAAGGCCCAGGCGCGGUCCAUCCUUGGACCGACUAAAGAUGCGGAGUUCUUACAAAGUUUCGUGCGCGUAGGGACGGGAGAUGACGAUGAAGAGACGGCAGCACCCAAGGCCUCCAUCAGCAAGCGCGCCCCACCCAGCGCUGACAAGGACGACGGCAAAGAUGAUGACGAAAAGCACUCAGCAAAAGACAGGAAGGACUCCAACUCUUCGAAGACACAGAAGAAGUCGAAGCGCAAACACAAACGAGAGCGUCGACGGCGGGAAGAGGAGCUUUACACGGACAAGGACCGCGCUGCGGCCGUGCUGCUGGGCUCCAGGGACAUCAAGCAGUCCAUGAUCAUGAAGGACCAGGCGGAGCGCACCUGCGCGCUGGACCUGCCCGCCGAGGCCGACGCCGGCACGCUGCUGGGGCUGGCCAGGGCCGAGAUCAUGAGGGAACGCUUCCGGAAUGCACUUACUUUUGUUGAUAAGGCAAUAGAGCUGGCACCAGAAGAGAAGGCAGCGUACGUGGCGCGCAGCAAAUGCUACCUACUCCUCGGGGAGCCGCGCUCGGCGCUGGCGGACGCUGAAGCAGCCCUCCAGCUGGACCCCAAGCACGUCCAGGCUCUACUGCACAAGGCCGAAGCCCUGUACUACUGUGGGGAGUUUGAGCUCAGCCUGGUGCACUAUCAUAGGGGCUUGAGGACAAGACCUGAUCUGCACGCGUUUAGACUUGGCGUGCAGAAGGCUCAGGAGGCAAUCGAAAACACAAUCGGAACCGUAAAACCAACAAAAAAGACCAGCAAGAAGACUCCCAAAGCCACCAGACCCGUGCUCGGCCAGCUCAUGUCCGACAAGAUCUACCUGGAGAAUCUACUGAAGAACCCAGACCUGGCCAUAGCUGACAAGAAGAAUGAGGAGGUGACGAGGCAGGCGGAAGAGGCGCUGAGGUUCCUGGAGAAUAGGGAGGAGUUCUGGCGGCAACAGCAGACCGCUGCAGGGAAUUAAUGACACUUAAUUAUAAUAAUCAUCUUGUCAACUAACGCGUUAGUCUUUACCGAAAUAAUCUGAAAAUUACCUCGUUAGAUAAGUACUUAUUAUUGUUCCUAGACAGGGAGCGGUGGUAGUUCAGUCGGGUAAGCGCCCGCUUCUCACGCCAGAGAUGCGGGUUCAAAUCCCGGCGCUGACAUGUACCAAUAAGUUCUUUUAACUUAAGUACAAUGUAUACCAUCGCUCUUACGGUGAAGGAAAAC
This is a messenger RNA of Plutella xylostella (diamondback moth), 1347 nucleotides long. RefSeq names its product outer dynein arm-docking complex subunit 4. Gene Ontology annotation, cellular component: cytoplasm. Gene Ontology annotation, molecular function: protein binding. The record is from RefSeq and is a predicted model, not a curated record. Lineage: Eukaryota; Metazoa; Arthropoda; Insecta; Lepidoptera; Plutellidae.